Eublepharis macularius is the source of this 3859-nucleotide messenger RNA. RefSeq names its product cAMP regulated phosphoprotein 19 (gene ARPP19). Gene Ontology annotation, cellular component: cytoplasm. Gene Ontology annotation, molecular function: protein phosphatase inhibitor activity. Bases 182 to 520 code for a protein of 112 amino acids. The transcript has 3 exons. NCBI's taxonomy places the organism in Eukaryota, Metazoa, Chordata, Lepidosauria, Squamata, Eublepharidae. The record is from RefSeq and is a predicted model, not a curated record.
UGCGCGGAAGGAGGGUGGCGGAGAGCGUUUCGCCCCGGCGCGGAGGAACUUUGAGCCUGCCCGCUCGCCGUCCUCGGGCCGGCGGCCAUCUUGUGUGCGGUGGUGGCUGCGCCUCGCCGGCUCCAGGCCUCUCCUCGCCGCGUCGGAGCCGCCGCUGUUGUGUGGGAAGGGAAGCCGCACCAUGUCUGCGGAGAGCCCGGAGCCCGCCUCGGCGGAGGAGCAGAAGGAAAUGGAAGACAAGGUGAUUAGUCCAGAGAAAGCCGAAGAAGCAAAGUUGAAAGCCAGAUAUCCUCACCUGGGACAAAAGCCCGGAGGCUCAGAUUUCUUGAGGAAGCGCCUUCAAAAAGGACAAAAGUAUUUUGAUUCUGGGGAUUAUAAUAUGGCUAAAGCAAAAAUGAAGAACAAGCAGCUCCCUACCGCAGCCCCUGACAAGACUGAAGUUACGGGUGACCACAUUCCAACUCCACAGGACCUUCCGCAGCGAAAACCAUCUCUUGUUGCUAGCAAGCUGGCUGGCUGACUAGACUCUCAGAACUGCAUGAAUCCUCUCAUUCCCUUAAUCGUUACUUAAUAGUUAUUUCUCACGUUUUUUUUGUUUUGUUUCCACUAAGUCAUUGACUGAUCGCUUUGCAGGUAGUGGUAGCCUGUGCUGCUAUUGUAAGAAAGUCCUGUUAAGAAUUAAGUUGAGUAGUCAUUGGAUGAGUUGAGGACAAUGCACUGAUUUAAAACAAAAGGACAUGUUUUGUUAGAACAAUAUAAAGUUAAUCUACUUGAAAAAUGUACAUAUUACCUAUUUGCUAGUGUAGGGCUGGUUCCAGCAAGUGACAUAAUAGCAAGUUUGACAAUUUUUAAUGUUUCUGCUUUCUUGAGUUGACUUUAAUUACAGUAUAGUAUGUUUGUAUUGAAUACAAGCCCCCUCUGUUUGUGUUCCUGUGUUUUGGUUUUGUACACUAGAGGUUUUAGACCACAAGUUGCUAGAAGGUAAAAAGCAUGUAUUAAAAGAAAGAGAGAAAGAGAGAGAGAGAUGGGGCUCAGACUUAAUUUGUGUAUCUGCUCUUGAACGGCCUUAAACCUACUUCAGCUUUAACAAUAGAUUUUUUACUUGGGCAAUAUUUGCCCAUUUUGGUGUUGUCCUUGUGAACCUAGUGCUUAUUGACAACUGUCCGUUGAAGCUGGUAUUCCUUUGCAUUCUGUAGCAUAGAACACAUUCUUGCAGUGAAUGAAGUGUGCAUGAGCAUCGACUGAAUUCACUUUUGUGCCAUUUCUGUAAAUAAGAUAGUUUUGCACAACUUUUUGCAAGUAUCUGUUAUCUCUACAUUUAAAAAAAAUGUGCCAACUGGAAGCACAAGUGAUUCUGUACCUUUGAAAGUCAUCAUCCUCAAAUGAGUCAAAACAGUCUUAUUGAAAGUAACAGACUUGUAUGUAGAAGAUUUGGAGAACAACGCAAGUACUAUGAUGAACCAUCUGCAUUAGUACACUUAUUUUUGUGUGCAUCAACAAUGACCUGUAGCACCCAGUCCUAAAUUUUAAAUUCAGACGCAAACAAUUUCAGCUAGUAUGGCUAAGCAAAUUAGUUCCAUUUACUAUAAGGGCGACUGAAUCAAUUAAAGGCAAACGUACUGCAUGAAACAGCUUGUAGAUUACAGUGCAAGGUAAUCAAGGCUAGCUAUAUUUGCUUUUCAGUAUCUUUUAAAAAAAUCUUAAGGCUUGUAUGAACUACAGAUGCUUUUGAUCAUCUGUGUGUAGGAAAACAUCUUAUUCAGAGGAAGAAUGGUCAGAAGAAUUGUGACUGAUUUCAGUUACUUUGAGAGCUGGAAGUAUUUUCAGGUGAUGUCUAAGAAUUUUACGUACACGACAGUGACAAGCUAAUUCCUUGAUUCAGAAGAAAAUGAUUAGAAAAUAUUUGUCAGUGUGUAUUAUAGGGAGAUACUCCAAGAGGGACUGUUCCUAAAAGUGUACCUGUUUAAGAUUAAAGAGACUUGGCUAAAAUGGAUAUUUAACUAACUUGUUUGUAAAACCAGUUUAAUAUCUAGGAUGGUAUUAAAGGAAUUCCAGAUUGCUUUUACCAAGCACUUUUACUCUGAGGGGGUUAAGCUCUCUGUUGGUUCAAUUUUAAAGGGAAUAAAGCAUGAGACCAACUUCCAAGAGGAGCCUGUAUCCAGGAGGGGCUGCAUUUAAAGUUGAAAUCUUCCUCCAAGAAGCAAACUGGAAUCAAUGUGGCUAAUAGUUACUAUGUUAAGAGUAAGCUCUGACCCAUAAUACUUGGUAUUGUAACCAAAACCUGGAUUUUCAAAGGUAUUGAGCACCACUAUCUCCAAUUGACUUCACCCCCUCUUAAAAAAAUUGAUCUUGUUUCCGUAUCAAAAUUAAGCAUUGUGUAAUGUAUGGGUGACAGAUUUAGAUAUAAUGAAGAUUACUGUUAUUUGUGUAGGGGUUAUUUUGUUCUUAGGCCUGUCUUGGAGAAGAAAGAUGCCUUUAAAUUCUUGUACAUACCAAUGUUUGUCCGUAGGUAGUAAUUCAAAAGGCCUAACUCUCACUGUAUCUCUCCAUAGCAUUUGAAUUUGACUCUCUUAAUUGCAACUACAACCACAUCACUGAUACUUUGCUUUUAAAAAUCUCAGUGAGGGGAGAAGGUUCCUGUUCACUGGAACAGGAGCAAGGUGACACUAAGUGGCUUUCUUUGGAAGAUCAUCUAAAAAAGCCCCAUAAUUUUAUUUUUGUAUGAGUAGUAGGUAAGAGCAAAAAUAUAGGCUUUGUAUGAAUUGAACUACUGUGGCCUAAACCUAAUAACUUCUCUCCUAACAACGGGAAAAGACUCUGUUUUCUGGUUGCUGCUUCAUUGCAGAUCAUAAUCAGGUUGAAUUGGUAUGAUAUGUAGAGUGGUAUAAAUAGCCAUGUAAACAUAGACAUUCCAACCAACCACCUCCUCUUACAGUUUGCUGUUUUGCAUUAUUGAUGCCAUUGUGAGAAUUGUCGGUCUCCCAUCACUGAAUUUAAAUUUUAAGGCUGUAAAGAAAGCAUAAAUGGAUGAGCUGUACAGUACUGACUAGUCCAAUCUGAUGGUGAACCUGAAUCUCUGGAUAAACCUCAACAGCUGAAGAUAUUUUGGUCAUCUACACUGUUACGGAUUAAAGAAGUUAGAUCACUUCAGCAGAAGAUCAAACUGUGAUAGCUAAUUUACAAUUUACAGCUUACUCCAUUCUGAUAAAGCUGUAAAGCUUGUGUACAUACUGUAUAAUAUGAGUUUUACCAUUUGAUAAAUGACCUUUUUCAGAGAUCUAUCUGCACUAUAGUUGGGCAAUCUCUCAGCUUUAUGCAGUGAUUAGUAGUGCUUAGGUAUGUCUAUAACGAAGACAUCAUCUAGUAGCCCCUGCCCCCCUUGAACUUUUCCCGUUAGUUACUAGUGGAGUAAAUUGAGUGAUUCAGAAGUAUCCUUUCCCUCUUACCUGUUCAUUACUCAUAGUUAGAGGAGAGUGUUUGCAUAGAGGCCACAAAAGAACUGUUUGGUUUGUUAUGUUAUUCCUUAAUGCAUUCCUGAUGCUGAAGUGAUGAAAAUUUUAGUUGCUCCUUACCAACACACACACUGUAUAGUAUGCAUAAUAAAUUCAUCUAAUUAGUUUUCAUUGCUCUGUAGAACUUUGUCUGGUCUUGACUGUUGUUUUUCAUAACUGCAUUGCAUUUCUUAUUUCUGGCUUUGUCCUUCCGAAACUUGCUUUGGACUUUUAACAAUAUGGCUGGGGCCUCUCACUUUCUAAUAUGUUUGACUACAAAACUAAAACCUACCUUACUGUAAUUACCUUUAUAUAUAUUUUAGUGCUUAUUUUUCUAAUAAUGGUAUUAAAAGCUUAUUGUUUUGAAA